GACCCCUCCCCCCCGCGCCCCGAUUCCGGCCCGAGCCGUGGGGGGGGAGGAGGCCAGAGUCCGGCCGGCCGGCCCCAUGGACAGCGCGGCCGUCAUUACUCAGAUCAGCAAGGAGGAGGCGCGGGGCCCGCUCCGGGGCAAAGGUGACCAGAAGUCUGCAGCCGCACACAAGCCCCGCAGCCGGGGUAUCCUCCAUUCCCUCUUCUGCUGCGUGUGCCGGGAUGACGGGGAGCCGGUGUCUGUGCACAGCGGGGCGCCCCUGCUCGUGGAGGAGAACGGAGCAGUUCCCAAGGCCCCUGUCCAGUACCUGCUCCCAGAGGUCAAAGCUCAGGAUUCCGACAAGAUCUGUGUGGUCAUCGACCUGGACGAGACCCUGGUACACAGCUCCUUCAAGCCGGUGAGCAAUGCAGACUUCAUCAUCCCCGUGGAGAUCGAUGGGGUGGUCCACCAGGUGUACGUGCUGAAGCGGCCCCACGUGGACGAAUUUCUGCAGCGCAUGGGGGAGCUCUUCGAGUGCGUGCUGUUCACCGCCAGCCUGGCCAAGUAUGCAGACCCCGUGGCUGAUCUGCUGGAUAAAUGGGGCGCCUUCCGGGCCCGCCUUUUUCGGGAGUCCUGCGUCUUCCACCGGGGGAACUAUGUGAAGGACCUAAGCCGGCUGGGCCGAGACCUGCGGCGGGUGCUCAUUUUGGACAACUCGCCCGCCUCCUACGUCUUCCACCCCGACAAUGCUGUUCCGGUGGCCUCCUGGUUUGACAACAUGAGUGACACGGAGCUCCAGGACCUCCUGCCCUUCUUUGAGCAGCUUAGCCGAGUGGAAGACGUUUAUUCAGUACUCAGGCAGCCAAGACCGGGCAGCUAGUGAGGUGCAAAGGGGCCAGGACCUGCCCCCAACUAGUGCCCACUCCUAGCCUGAGGACUCUACCCGGAGCUCUCCAAGUGGCCGUGACCCCCUGGGCACCUCAGCGACGUGUGCGUCUCCCCUACUCGGGCUGCACACAAGGGCUACGAGCCGUAUCCGUGCCUUAGAAACCCCCUCCUCGGGGGGGGGGCCCUGCGUGCUGCUUCCCCUUUUUUCUCCCCUCUGUGCUGCCAUGUUUCUCUGCUGCCAAAUGGGGCCCCUUGGCCUCCUCCCCUUCUGCUUGGAGGGGUGGUUCCUGCUGUCCCAGGCCUUGGGGGCUCCCAACCUGAGAAUGGUGGACAUCAAGUGCCUUGCGUAGAAACCCCCCAUUCCCUGCCACUGUUCCCCACAUCAAGAACAGCUGUCGCCUGGAGAAGAGAAUUCUCUGCUCACCUCCUGCCCCCAAGUCUGCAGGAGGGUGAAGGAAUGGGGGUAGGGGGGCCAGACUCUGGCUUUGACCCCUCCCAAGUUGGGUUGCAGGCCUGACUCUCCCACAUCUGCCUGCCCUGUGCUCUGGAGAGUGGACAGGACAGACCCCUAUGUGGUGCCAUAUAAAUAUGUAUAUGUGUAUAUAGAUUUGGGGGGGGACGGGAAGAGGAAACCAAUCAAGCUAGACAUGACCACCCUCCCUCUUUCUUGGGCCAAUAAAUUAGGGGGAGGGAGGGGAGGAUUUUUACCUUUUUUUUUUUUUUUUUAAACUGCUCUAUUUUCUGAAUGAAACUAGCUGGGCAAGGAGACCCAAGAUGCUGCCUUCUAGCCAUCUUCCCCUCUCUGCUCCAUCCAUCCACUCAAAAAAACACCAGCACUUCUCUUUGCCAGCCUGUUCAAGAUCUACCAGCUGGGGUGGGUGACGGGCCAUCUCUGCUGUGCCUUCCGCACACACCUCAUCC
Molecule: messenger RNA, 1788 nt
Organism: Suncus etruscus (white-toothed pygmy shrew)
Lineage: Eukaryota; Metazoa; Chordata; Mammalia; Eulipotyphla; Soricidae
Gene: CTDSP1
Product: CTD small phosphatase 1
Exons: 7
Coding region: 77-859 (260 amino acids)
Molecular function (GO): RNA polymerase II CTD heptapeptide repeat phosphatase activity
Source: RefSeq, a predicted model, not a curated record